ACAUCUUUUAACCAAAGCAAAUUCUAUUUUCAAGUUUUCUAGCGCAGCAAUAUCUCUCCAACAAUGGCAGAUCAAGAGAGCCAGGUCUGGCCCAUAGCGCCCGGGAAGCUACACCGCAGAAGCGACGACGAUCCCACCUUCAAAGCCAUACGCCGAGAGAGAACCAAUAAGUGCUUUGUCUAUGUAUUCACCGGGAUCGUCCUCUUCAGCAUCGCCAUCUUGGUUUUCGCGCUGCUCGUUCUCCGAGUCAAGUCGCCGGAGAUCAGGUUGAGAUCCGUCGUCGUGAAGAGUCUCAAGUACACGUCUUCGCCGCCUACGUUUAACACAUCUUUGUCUGCGCAUAUGUCUGUGAAGAACCCGAACUUCGGCGACUAUGAGUUUGUGCCGACCACGGUGAGUUUCUUGUACGGAGGAAGCAAAGUUGGGAGCACGAAAGUAGCGAAGGGGCAAGCCAAACUGAAGAAGACGGAGAGCCUGAGUUUUGGGCCGGUUGAUUUAAGGUCCAACAGGCUGCCGGAGGGGGCUAAUACUUUGGCUGGUGAUAUAAAUUCCGGGAUGUUGAAGCUGGCCGUCGCCGGCAAAGUGAGUGGUAAAGUGACUUUGUGGAAAAUUAUAAACAGGAGGAAGACGGGCAAGAUGGAUUGCACCAUGACGCUUGUUUUGAAGAGUAAGACGAUCAAGGAUUUGAGGUGCAGAUAAUAGCUGGCUAGAGUGUUUUUAUUUGAUUAUUGUGUAACAUGAUGCUGGAUAUUUGGUUCUGUAUAAUGUGAGAUCUAGUUUCUAGCUAUUCUUUCAAUCAUUGAUUUGUUUGUAAAAUCUUAGUAGUACCUAGCUAGCUAGAAAACUUUGGUUAUAGUUAUGUUUUACACUUUCACUUAAAUUGUUUCAGUUUUUGAAUAUACGAAUA
Messenger RNA from Argentina anserina (silverweed cinquefoil), 907 nucleotides. RefSeq names its product late embryogenesis abundant protein At1g64065-like. The coding region runs from base 64 to 699 and encodes 211 amino acids. The record is from RefSeq and is a predicted model, not a curated record. NCBI's taxonomy places the organism in Eukaryota, Viridiplantae, Streptophyta, Magnoliopsida, Rosales, Rosaceae. The transcript has a single exon.